Pecten maximus is the source of this 697-nucleotide messenger RNA. Its product is annotated as glycine-rich protein-like. Lineage: Eukaryota; Metazoa; Mollusca; Bivalvia; Pectinida; Pectinidae. The coding region runs from base 117 to 542 and encodes 141 amino acids. The record is from RefSeq and is a predicted model, not a curated record. The transcript has 4 exons.
CCGGAAGCUUUUUCUCUCGCUCACUCACGACAGCGGAAGAUCAGUUCUGUAUAAAAGGGACACAUCUCAAAUCAAUCGUCAGUAUUUUGCAGCUUGCAGUAAAGUAUUCAGUCAAGAUGAGAACCGCCAGUGUCACCCUUUUCGUUGUCGUCGUCGCUUUGGGCCUCAGCGCCUGUCUUGGAGAUGACUUCUAUGAUGACGACUACUACGGCAACACCGGAUAUGUGAUGGGUAGCUAUCCCUCAUACGGAGGAAUGUCAUACGGAGGAAUGUCGCACGGAGGUGGAUACGGAAGCGGAUACGGAAGUGGAUACGGAAAGGGGUACGGAAAGGGAUACGGAAAGGGAUACACAAAUGUCGAGACUGUUGUCCGCGCCCCCUACGUCGCCCCUAUGUACCUCCCACCCCCACCCAUGGCCCCUGCUGCUGCCGCUGGAGGUUUUGGUGAUGGUGGUAUUUUCGGAGCAGGAAACAGCUGGCUCCUCCUGCUUUUGUUGCUCCCAUUCCUGCUCAGCAACUCCAACGGAGGUCUCCUCGGAUAAAUUUCUGUCUAACUAGUUGUUUCAGUGUCAAAAACUACAAUAUAUAUGUCGCGCAAUAUCAAGUUAUGUUUGGUCGGUCUGUGGAAAUCCAUAUAUUUCAUGUCGCAUUCUGCUGUAUAUAUUCAUAAUUUAUUAAUAAAACAUGUAUAAUUAAA